Auanema sp. JU1783 is the source of this 12189-nucleotide messenger RNA. Lineage: Eukaryota; Metazoa; Nematoda; Chromadorea; Rhabditida; Rhabditidae. The record is from the annotation of a GenBank genome assembly.
AUGAAGUUUGACCUACGGCUGCUCCUAUUUUUGGGGCUGGUCCAAUGGUCAUCAACUCAUUAUGACGUCGGACGUCUACCUAUGGAUGAAACAGCAGGAAAAAGCUCUUUAACAUUUGUCUUUGAUAUCACCGGAAGUAUGUUUGAUGAUUUAGUUCAAGUUCGAGAAGGAGCUCGUAAAAUCUUCCAAACUGUCAUGGCUCAAAGAGAGAAAUUGAUUUACAAUUACAUUAUGGUACCCUUUCACGAUCCACAUUUGGGUGAAAUCAUUAAUACUACCGAUUCAACAUACUUCCUGAGACAACUCAAUAAGGUAUACGUACAUGGUGGUGGUGAUUGUCCAGAAAAAACCUUAACAGGUAUUUUGACGGCUCUGAAUAUCUCGUUACCCUCCUCAUUCAUAUACGUCUUCACUGAUGCGAGAUCGAAAGAUUAUCACUUAGAGGAUGAAGUCUUGAAUAUGAUUCAGGAAAAGCAGAGUUCUGUUGUUUUUGUUAUGACUGGUGAUUGUGGAAAUAGAACUCAUCCAGGAUUUAGAACAUACGAGAAGAUAGCAGCAGCUUCAUUUGGACAGGUUUUUCAUUUGUCUAAGAGUGAUGUGAGCACCGUAUUGGAGUAUGUUAGACAUGCAGUUAAACAGCGUAAAAUUCAUAUGAUGUAUGAAGUUCGUGAUCGUGGAGGUACAGUCUCCAAAAAAAUUCCUGUUGAUAAGCAUAUGACUGAGCUGACACUAUCUCUCUCUGGUGAUAAAGAUGAUGAAGAGCAAUUGGAUAUAACAUUAAUUGAUCCACAAGGAUAUCAUGUGGAUAAGAAUACGUAUAACAAAGAAGGAGGAACGAUUGAUUUGAAGAAUGUUAAAUUAGUUCGAUUAACCGAUCCUAAACCAGGUCAAUGGCAGGUUGUUACUAACUCUCGCUUGAAACAUACAAUUCGUGUGUUUGGUCAUGGCUCAAUUGACUUUAAAUAUGGUUUCGCUUCACGGAUUGUGGAUGAAAUUGAAUUGGCUAGCCAGCGUCCAGUUUCGAAUCAAAACUCCUAUUUGCUUGUUAACAUGACUGGAAUGGUACCUCCUGGAACAGUUACAGAAAUCGCUUUAUUAGACUAUUAUGGAACAUCAUUGUACAAAAGUGAAGCUACUCCUCAUAGAAACAAUCCUUAUAUGUACUUCGUGGGUCCUUUAGUACCUCCGAAAGGACUGUUCUUCGUUCGGGUUCGAGGUGUCGAUGAAGAGGAUUAUGAGUUUCAACGAAUUGCCCCAACUGCUAUUGGAAGUGUUUCUGUUGGUGGCCCUAGGGCUUACAUUCAUCCGAAAAUAACAGCCUUUGCUUCCUCGGACGUUAACUUAACUUGUAAAGUCGAAUCUCAAUCAAAGUUUACAUUGUUCUGGUACAAGGGCAACGAGAAAAUCGGCGGACCUCUCUUUUACCAAAUGACAGACACUGCUAUAUGGACUCUUCACGAAGUGUCCAUUCGUGAUCGCGGAGAAUACUCUUGCGUUGUUAUCAGUGACAAUGGAAAUCAUUCUGCAAAAACAUUUUUGGAAACAAGAGAGUCUCCUCCUUUGAUUAUUGGGCUCAGAAAUGUUUCUGUUCCUCUGGGACAUCCAGCAUUCCUUCACUGCCAAACACAAUCUUCGAACAAAGUUGAAAUUCGCUGGGUUCGUCAUGGAGUUUCUGUGCUUUCGGGUCCAAAUACAGUCAUAUAUCCCAAUGGAACUUUGCGUAUUCAUCAAACUUCACGAGCGGAUUCCGGAGGAUAUGAGUGUCAAGCGCGUAACACUGGUGGAAUGAUUAGCCAAUCGUUAGUUGUGAAGGUACUUGAACUACCAAAAGCUUCCAUAUCUCCAACAUCUGUAUAUUUCGUUCCUCAUACUCCAUUCAACAUUUCUUGUUUCGUGCAAGGAGAUCCUAAGCCGGAAACUCAUUGGUUCCAAAAUGGAAGAAGAAUUAGUCCUAAUCAUAAGUACUUCAUAAACUUUAAAAAUGAUUUACUCGUGCGUGAUCCGGAUGACACAGACAUUGGACAGUACGAAUGUAGAGCUGUUUCUCCUGCUGGUGUUCAUGCUGAAUCAGCACAAGUCAUGAAAGCUAUUCCUCCUCGAGUUGAACUCUCUCAGUCAAAAUCAAUGAUUGGAAGAGGUGAUAAUAUUACCUUUGAAUGUAGAGUACUUGAUGGAAUGCCUGUUCCUUCUCUCCAGUGGUUUAGAAAUGGUAGAGAACUACUACACAGUAGCAAUGAAUAUAUCAGAAUUGCGGGACGUCAUUUAACUAUUCUGGGAGUUCAAGAAAGCGAUGGUGGUUCUUACUCCUGUGUUGCUGAAAAUAUGGCUGGAAGAGAUAUUGGAGUUGCCCAAUUGACAGUUGGAAGCAUGCCAUCGAUCGCAUCUUCACCAGAAACUGUGCGAGUGAACAUAGAACGAGGAACCAAUCUACAAUGUAGAGCUAUUGGUAACCCACGUCCCAGAAUCGAAUGGCAAAGAGAUGGUGUGCCUUUGCAACAAUUGAACAACCCAAGAUAUGUUAUCGCUGAUGAUGGAAACUUAAUGAUUACUAAUGCUCAGUUAGAAGAUCAAAAAAGGUUUACUUGUAUUGCUAAGAAUGAGUAUGGCCAGCAAUCUAAAACAACUAUGGUGAUGGUCGUUGGGCUAGUAUCUCCCGUUUUGGGACAUGUACCUCCUGAAGAGCAAUUAAUAGAAGGAGAAGAUUUGAGACUAUCUUGUGUUGUUGUAUUGGGAACACCUAAGCCAACAAUCCAAUGGUUCAAAGACAAUCAGCCAUUAGUGGAGACAGAAUCUCUUGUGAUAGAAGGUGGAGGGUCUUCACUUCUUCUUCGCAAUGGUAAUCCACGCGAUGAAGGAAGAUAUACUUGCGCUGCAAUCUCACCAGCUGGCAAUGCAACGAUCAACGUUAACGUUCAGCUCAUAAAGAAGCCAGAAUUCGAGCAACUGGACGGUGAACCGUUCUUGGAAUCAGGAGAGAUUGCUGUCAAAGAAGGAUUACCUACAAGCAUUCCAUGUAGAGUUAAAGGAACACCUACGCCAACAGUUACAUGGUCAUAUGAUGGACGUCCAAUCAGCAUCAAUAAUAAAGAAUAUACAAUCACGCAAGAUAAUACUCUCAUUAUUCAUUCUCCCAAAAAGAUCAAUCAAGGACGAUACACAUGCACAGCAAUGAACCCAGCAGGAGAAAGUGAUCAAUCGAUCUCGCUGACUGUUAUUGAGAAGCCUGUUAUCGCUCCAGGACAAUCAUCAUUCAACUUGAUUCAAGGAACUCCAGUUCGCAUCCCUUGUAAUAUAAAGACAGAUCCUAUGCCAACAAUUGUUUGGUACCUGAAUGACAAGGAGUUUAUCGAUGGAACAGUUGAUUCUGAUGGAGCUCUGAUCAUCGAUGACGUUAACGAAAUUCAUAAGGGUAACCUUCGAUGCUUGGCUGAAAAUGAUGCAGGUUCUGAUGAAAGAGUUAUUAGCUUAACUGUGCAUACAACGCCAAUCAUCGAUGGAAGUGGCCAGACAAUUUUAAAAACUGCUCACGUGAACGAUACAGUUGUUCUCCCGUGUCCCGCUCGAGCCCAACCACCACCGAUUAGAAUUUGGAGUUAUGAAGGACAAGAUUUAUCUGAAUAUGAAGUCAUUCCACAUACAGUUUCUGAAGAUGGAGAACUAAUUCUUCCGUCCGUUCAGCUAGAUUUCGGAGGACACUUCACUUGCUUAGUUUCUAAUCUCGCUGGAGAUGAUUCAGUGACAUAUAGUUUGGAUGUUCAAGAGAAGCCAAAGAUUAUAUCCGAGACACCAGGAACGAUUGAUGUCGUGAAAGGCUUAACUCUUGAAAUUCCUUGCAAAGCUAUCGGAACUCCUGAACCAGAGAGAACUUGGGAAAAAGAUGGAAUUCAGAUAUCGCCUGAUGAAUCGUAUAACAUUGACUCUGCUGGUACCCUCCGCAUAAUGAACACACAGAAGAAGCAUGCUGGUCCAUAUACUUGUGUCGUUAAGAACGGUAUGGGCACUGACAGUCGAGUUACAAAUGUUGUUGUUCAAGAGCCACCACAAAUUCUCACAACAACUAUUUCAAACUAUACAGCUGUAGAAGGAGAUAUGGUGGAAAUUCGUUGUCAUGUUUCAGCCUACCCUCAGGCAAUCAUUCAGUGGACACGCAAAGGAGUGCCUGUCACAGAGAACACACCCGGAGUUCGCAUUCUUAAUGGUGAAACUCUCGUAAUUGAUGAGGUAAACAAGGAUGAUGCUACCUUCUAUACUUGCAAAGCCACAAAUCCUGCGGGUAAAGCUGAAAAAGUUAUCAGGUUAUCUGUCAUCGUUCCUCCUGAGAUACCUGACCAGGAUGAAAUUAUACAUGAAUCAGUUCGCAUUCAGACACCUUUUGCCCUGUACUGUCCUGUUAUCAGUACUCCAUUGCCUACUAUCACCUGGCAUUUGAAUGACAAGCCUAUCGCUGAAGGAGAUGUUAACAUUGUUCUAUCUGAAGAUAAGCGUAGAAUGCAUGUUGUUGAAGCUAGAGAAAGAGAUGCUGGUGUUUACAAGUGCAUAGCACGCAACAGUGCUGGUGAAAGCAGUAAAACCUGGGAUAUCGAAGUUUUAGUUCCUCUAAACAUUGACGAAACUGAAUGGAAACGAAAGGUUACGGUACUUGCGGGAGAUGAAGUUGAGCUUGGAUGCCCAGUUAGCGGAUUGCCAGCUCCAACAAUCACAUGGGUUGUUGAUGGUCAUAUGCUUGGAAAGCACGAUGAAAUACGAGGCAUACGCCUCGGUGAAUCAGGCGAUACUUUGGUCAUCAAUACUGCUGAUGUCGAUCAUAGUGGCCAGUAUUCUUGCUUGGCAUCUAAUAAGGCAGGAAGUCUGGAUGUAGAUGUUUCACUCACUGUACUAGCUCCUCCACGCUUGGGAGACGAUGAGAAAAUGGAAAUAAUUUCUGGAAAAGCUGCUACUUUAUCUUGUGAAAUAAAGGGUGAAACGGAUGACAAGAACACUAUCUCAUGGAGACUGAACAACUCCAACAUAAAUUUAGCCAAUGUUCAAGCUCCACAAGGUGGUCAGAAAAUCUUUAUCGUCGACGCUGCUCCAUCGAAUGCUGGUAUUUACAGCUGUAUCGUGCGAAAUUCUGCUGGAGAAAGUCAGAAAAAAAUUAAUCUUACUGUACUAGAGCCUCCUGAGUUUGUGGAAACAGAGUAUGAUCAAGAUGUUCAAAUAAUCGCUGGAAGUGCAUUGGCAUUAGCUUGCUAUGUUAAGGGCAAUCCCAGACCAAACAUUGAAUGGAGGAAAGAUAGUGAAACGAUUGUCGAAAAAGUUUUCAGUGAUGACGGUCAAAAACUCAAUAUGGAGAGUGUUAAGCCUGGAACAAGUCGUUAUACUUGUUUAGCAUCGAACAAAGCUGGAUCAAUUGCAAGAGACUUCUUUGUACAAAGUGUCUCUCCUCCAGAAAUUGAAGAUGCUGGUGAUCGCAGAUUAAUCGAAGUCAUGGAAGGCCAGACUGCUCGUCUUGAAUGCCCUGUUGUUGGUGAGGCCGAAAUAGAAUGGCGAAGACAAGGAUCAAAAAUUGAUAGCUCACAAUCAAAUAUUGUCGUUGACAAUAAGGUUUUGUUGCUUGUCAAUGCCCAAAAAUCGCAUGAAGACACUUUUACUUGUAUUGCAAAGAACAGUGCUGGAGAGGCUGCUCGAGACUUUGAAGUUACCAUACUGGUACCUCCCAAAAUCAAAGGCUCUUUGGUUGACGAUAUAGAUAUAGUUGAAGCAUCUGAAAUGAAACUUGAUUGUGACUAUGAUGGAAGCCCAACACCUAAUGUCAUUUGGACCAAGGAUGGUAUACCCAUCCCUGACAAAUCAAAGCUCUUGAAUAACAACAAAACUUUGGCUCUGUCUGGUAUUGAAGCCGAAGAGGCUGGAGUUUACAAGUGCUCUGUUCAAAGCAAAGCUGGAUCAGCGGAAAAGACUUUCAAUGUUCAUGUCAUUGAACGUCCCGACAUUGUUGGAAACCAUGAAAUUACAGAAGUUAAAGUUAACAUCACGCGUCCAAUAACUCUGGAAUGCCCUGUCAAGAAUCCCAUCGGAGUUGAAAUUUCGUGGGCUAGACAUCAGUUGCCGAUUGUUCCAGGAACUGAAAACGUGCAAAUCCUUUCUGGUGGAAGACACUUGCACAUUCCUGCUGCUCGCUUAGAAGACGAAGGAACGUUCACGUGUACUGCUAAGAACGAAGCUGGUGAUACAUCUCGAACGUAUAAGCUGAUUGUCCAAGUUCCUCCAACUAUCAUCAACGAAGGAGGGUCUUUCAAUUUGAUCGAGAAUAGCUCUUUAGUUCUUCCCUGUGAAGUUGAGGGUACUCCUAAGCCUACCAUUCUAUGGACUAAGGAUGGAGAACCAAUAACAGAUUUAAAAUCUGUUGAAGUUUUGUCAGAAGGACAACAGUUUCGAAUUAUUCAUGCGGAAACAGCUCACAGAGGUUCUUACAUCUGCCAAGCCAAAAAUGAUGUCGGCAGUUCUGAAAUAAGCUUCGAUGUUGACGUUAUAACUCGUCCAGCUGUUGUGAGAGGUAUAAAAGAUACUGUGGAAGUUAUACAAGGAGAAACAGCUCUCUUCAAAUGUCCAAUUGCUGAUAAGAAUUUCAAAGGAGAAAUUACUUGGUUAUAUGAUUUCAAACCAAUAUCCUUCAAUGAUCGUAUUUCAAAAUCUCAAAAUGAUCGUCGUUUGAACGUUCAAAAGGCAGAAACAAGUGAUGAAGGAGGUUAUAGCUGUAGGAUCAAGAACGAUGCAGGCGAAACACGAGUGGACUACAAAUUGGUUGUUUUAGUUCCUCCCUCUAUCAUCAUGCUCGAUAAUAACAAGAACAGAACUGUUAUUGAGAACAGUACCAUCACCUUAUCUUGUCCAGCAACAGGUAAACCCGAACCAACUAUCACAUGGCUCAGAGAUGGUCAAACAUUGUUCCCUAACAACAUCAGUGAUGUUCUCAGCUCAGCAGAACUCAAUGGCAAUGAAAUCAAGAUACCCCGAGUCAAGUUGUCGGACGCUGGAAGAUUCACAUGUGAAGCAUCUAAUAAAGCAGGCGAAGCUGAGCAAGAUGUUUUCUUGAACGUUAUCACUCCACCAAAAAUCAUUAAGGAAGGAAUCCCGUCUGAUCAUAGUGUGGCUCAACAUCACAAGGAUUUCACUAUUUCUUGUCCCGUGUAUGGAACACCUACUCCUGUUGUCACAUGGCUUAAGGGUGGUCGUCCACUUGCAGACGCUCAUCUACGCGUAUCGGCUAAUGGUCAGAAGUUGUAUCUCAAAAAUCCCGGAAAAGAUGAUGCUGAUAGAUACACUUGUGUUGCUAAGAAUGCUGCUGGAGAAGACAAACGUGAUUUCAAUAUCAAUAUUCUUGAACCUCCUCAGUUCAUUGGACCAAAUAUCAUGAACAGACAUAUGGUUAAUGAAGGUAAACCAGCGGUUAUCAAUUGUCCUGCUGUUGGAUCUCCGGCUCCCGAAAUUACAUGGUUACGUGAUGGAGAGCCUCUUCAGCCAUCUUCCCGAUUUGUUCUACUAGAUGGUGGACGUCAAUUACAAAUAAGUAACACGCAAGCAGACGAUAAGGGAGGAUAUACCUGUAUCGCAACGAAUAUUGUUGGAACUGCUGACUUGGAAACAAGUCUUGAGGUCGUACCUACUCCUCACAUUCAAGGAGAUAAAUUCGAGAAAAUUGAAGUGAUCGAGAAAAACCGACAAGAACUGCAUUGUGAGCUUAACGAUACCAGCUCGAACGUGGAUAUCGAAUGGCAAAAAGCUGGACAAACAAUAACUUUGGAUGCUCUUCGAGGAGAUCGCUAUCUUCAGAUCCAACAGAACGGACAGCGUCUUCAUAUACUAUCUGCUCGUACAACUGACACAGGAAGAUACUCCUGUAUUGCAAGAAAUCCUGCUGGAGAAGCUAGGAAAACUUUCGAAUUGAAAGUUCUUGUCCCUUCUGUCAUCUUGGAAGAAACAUCAUCAGAAGUCUUACAAACAGUUAUUCCUGGAUCUCGAUUAUCUCUCACAUGUGACGCAGAAGGCAUUCCCGCUCCUGAAAUAUUAUGGACAAAAGGUGGACAGCCAAUUAAAGAAAAUGAUGAAAAUCGAUUCUUCAACCAAAAAGAAACGCUCAUUCUCAAUACUGUGGAUGACAGCGAUGCUGGGGAGUAUCAAUGUUCAGCCAUUAAUAAAGCUGGAAAUGCUUCCAGAACAUUCGUUGUUCGUCUCACAGGUCCACCUGUUCUUGAUCAGGGUCAUGAAGCAAUGGAUGUUAAAGUAGAUGACAGUUUAACAUUAACUUGUAAUGUUGUUUCUGGCACUGGAAACCUAAGCUAUUCCUGGAUGAUUGACGGCCGCCCUGUUACCAAUGGUGAACACAGCUCUACUGUUCAAAUAUCUGAUCGACGUGUUCAAGUUACAAACGCUCGUCUUAGUGACAGUGGUCAGUACGUUUGUAUUGUUCGAAAUGAAGCUGGUGAGGCUCGUAAAACAUUCGAUUUGGCUGUACUCGAAGUUCCUCGAUUUUUGGAUAUGACAAACACAAAUCCUUCCAUCAUCAUUGGUCGUCCACAAACUUUGGAUUGUUCCGUGUCCGGAACUCCCAAACCAACAAUUACAUGGAUGAAGAAUGGAGUACGACUGAAUGAUACAGACCUUGUUUUCCAUAAUGAUCGUCAACAAUUGCUCAUCGAAGAUGCUCAGCCAUCGGAUGCUGGACGAUACACAUGCUUGGCAGAGAACAAGCCUGGUCGAGCUGAGAAAGAUUUGAUCGUUGCUAUUCUAAAGCCACCACAGAUGGCACAAAAGAACAUUGUAAAAGAAGUUCAACAAUCGGAGCAGCUUACGAUGGAAUGUCCUAUCCAAGAUCAUACUGUUGAGUUCAUGUGGACUAAGAAUGGAGUUCCCAUUACAACAUCUGAUCGUCUUCAAGUAUCUGUUCGCAGGGAUAAACUAUAUCUAAUGGGAGCUGAGCCUUCUGAUGCAGCUCAAUAUUCUUGUAUUGCUAAAAACAGUGCAGGAGAAGAUCAAACCAUUUUCGAUACAGUUGUAAACGUUGCACCCAAGAUAUCCGGAGCCUCAUUCCGUUCGGUGGAUGCUAUUCUUAAUCAAACUGUUCAGCUUUUGUGUGAUACAAGUGGUGUACCAGCGCCUGAAAUUGAAUGGCUUCUUGAUGGCCGUGUGCUUAUCGAAAGUGAAAAUGUCAAACUCAUUGAAAAUGGACGAGUUCUUAUGUUGUCUGGAAUACAAACCUCGCAAGAAGGACGAUAUACAUGUAAAGCUGAAAACAAAGCAGGAAAGGCAGAAGCUGAUACAUAUCUUCAAAUCACAGCUCCACCAAGAGUACAAAUGCAAGCAGAAGAAAUGAAAGUUGUUGCCGGCCGUGGAGUAACAAUUAGAUGUGAGGUGUUCGGAAAUCCUGCUCCUUCUGUUGAAUGGCACAAAAAUGGUCAACCCUUCAGAUCAGAAUUAUUGCAGAGCUCUACAAAUCUUCGUUAUCUCCAUUUACGUGAAGCUCAAGUUGAAGAUGCUGGAAGAUAUACUUGUAUUGCAACUAACAGAGCUGGUGAACAACGCACAAGUACUCAAUUGCAUGUUCUCGUCAUCCCUAUGAUAGAAGAUGGAGAGCGUAUUAUUCAAGUGAAAGAAGGGAAUGAUCUCAGCAUUGACUGUAAUGCUAACGGAAUUCCUGCUCCAACUAUCAGCUGGAAGAAGGAUGGUGUAUUACUCGAAGAUAAAACAAAUUCACGUCUUAUUGUCCCAUCUGUUAAUCUGACAGAUGGAGGACGAUAUACUUGUGUAGCAAAGAAUGAAGCUGGACAAGCUCAAACUGACUUUGCUGUAGAUGUGUUUAGUAAACCAAAGUUCAAAGAAACAAAUCGUGAUAUUAAAAUUAUUGAUGGUGAAAGAGCACGAAUUGAAUGCAAAGUCGAAGGACAUCCCACUCCAACUAUCACAUGGUUACGUGGUGGACGACCUAUUGAAGAUAUGUCAAAUCUCAUUCUUUCUCCUCGUGGAGAGACUUUGAUGAUUCUGAAAGCAAGACGUGCAGAUGCUGGCUCUUAUUCUUGUGUCGCCAAGAACGGUGCUGGAGAGUCAGAAGCUGAUUAUACUGUAUCUGUCUUAACAUCACCACAUAUCGACGAAUCAAUCGAUCAAAAUCCUCGCGUUGUUCAAGGAAAACCAUUGAUAUUCACUUGUCCUGUACUCGGAAACCCAUUACCAACGGUUGAAUGGCGUAAAGAUGGAAACGUUCUACAGACAGAUAGCCGUAUCGUAAUCGUUGAUGAGAAGCAUCUGCAGAUCAAUGAAGCGACGACUGAAGAUGAAGGAAGGUAUACUUGUCAUGCAUCUAACGAAGCUGGUACAUUGGACACUCAUUUCAAGCCAGAAGUUAUCGCUCCACCGAAAUUCCAACGUGAAGGGGAAUCUGUUUAUGAAGUUAUUGAGCAUGCAUCAAUUACAUUAGAUUGUGCUGUAUCAACUGAUCCAAAACCAGAAAUUAAUUGGUAUCGUGGUGAUCAGCCAUUAUAUCUUACUGAAAACAUGGUUAUUUCACCUGAUGGAAUGCAAUUGACAAUUCGAUCUGCCUCACUUGCUGAUGGUGGUAAAUACAUGUGUAAGGCUUCUAAUGAAGCUGGAUCUUCGGAUAUUGAUUUAAUCCUUAAGGUACUUAUUCCACCUAAAAUUGAUAAGUCUAAUAUCAUUGGAAACCCACUGGCUAUCGUGGAGAGAGGAAUCAUAUUGGAAUGCCCAGUUUUCGGUAUACCUCAACCAGUUGUCUCUUGGAGCAAAGAUGGAGUUCCUAUUGAUUUGUCUGAUAGUCGAAUUGUUCUUACACAGAACAAUCAAACUUUUGGUAUCGAUGGUAUCAAAGUUUCUGAUCAAGCUCGUUACACUUGUGUAGCAACAAACAAAGGAGGAACUGUCGAGCAAGAUUUCAAUUUAGAAGUUUUAUCUCCUCCUAUGAUGGACUUCUCGGAACAACAAGUUAUAACAAAGAGGGAAAACGAUUCUUUGACGAUUUCAUGCCCUGUUAGACCAAGUACUGACCCCGAUUCACCAAUAUCUGAUAUUUCAUGGGUGAAAGAUGGACGCCCACUUGAUCCUGAAACAUUAGUCACCACAAAGUUUACUGCUGAUGGACGACGCUUAUCAAUUGACCAUUCACAACUCGCAGAUGCUGGAACCUACACUUGCGUGGCUUCCAAUCGAGCCGGAGAAACCACCAUUGACUUCCAAGUGGAAAUUCUCUGUAUGACUCUUUCUACCGACAAGUGCCGUGAAUUAGAAUACUCUCACAUAAACAAAACACGUGCUGAUUAUAAUCGACGAAAAAACUUGCGUGAGCUUCAGAUGAAAACCCCUCGUACUCGAAGCAAUUUGCAGUCGAUGAAUCAGUUCGAUUUGCCCAAAUCAACGUCAUCAUAUAAGCCCCCAUCCUUAACAAAGCCUUCUAACUCAAAACCUAAUCCUGAUGACACAGCUUUAGCUUUUCUUAGAUCAUCUAGUUCAACUCUUAAUUUCCCAGAUGCGUCCCAUGAUAGUAAGAGAGUCCCAAUUACGUCAGUAGAUCCCAGAAAUAUUCGAAUAGUAAUCAAAAGUCAUUCAACAACUACCACUCCAUCUCCCAUAGAUUCUAUUUCUGUAUACGAGCAGUAUAGACGAAGGUAUGAUGAAGAGCGUUCUCGUUAUGAAGAAAGGCUUCGACGUCGUCUAUCCGAGCAAAGAAGGCGAGAACAUGAGCAUCAUGUCCGUAUGCAACGUCAUAGGUUGGAAGAAGAACGUCGAUUAGCAGUUUAUCAAAUGCAAAUUGAAGAGCAGCGACGUAGGCAAAAAGAAGAUGAUGACUUGGUUGAUAUAAUUCGGCAGAAUCAUCUUCUUCAGCAGUCCCUCCACCUUGUUGAUGGUUAUGACACUAGUGACGUCGAAAGCCAGGCCCGUUCGGUACAAAUGAGAGGAAAAUCACAUAAGAUGCUAACUACAACUCUCCCAUCAAUAACAACAACAACAUCUUUCGAUCCAAUGUAUCGUUGGGUGAAGACUCGUUUUGAUAUUGUUGACCUGAAGCCUGCGGAGCCUACAAAGAAAGUUCGUUCAAUUCGUAUCCGAGCUGCUCCGGAUGUACGUCAAUUGAAACGUCCAUGCAAACUCAAAAAUAAAAAAUGUCGAAAUCGUCAACCAACAGUGACGACUAUCAUCUAA